Molecule: messenger RNA, 1371 nt
Organism: Humulus lupulus (European hop)
Lineage: Eukaryota; Viridiplantae; Streptophyta; Magnoliopsida; Rosales; Cannabaceae
Product: heme oxygenase 1, chloroplastic
Exons: 4
Coding region: 342-1214 (290 amino acids)
Biological process (GO): phytochromobilin biosynthetic process; heme oxidation
Molecular function (GO): heme oxygenase (decyclizing) activity
Source: RefSeq, a predicted model, not a curated record
AAAUAUUGAAUAUCCAUCCAAAAUCGAGGGAGGAUUACUACCGAUAGACACAAAACACAGAGACCCAUAACUCCAUCCACCAUUGCUGCAGCUUGCUCUCCUCUGAAAACCCCUUUAUUCCUAUUAUAUUAUUUUUCUUGCUAUACCUUUGUCUUCAAGAGUAAGUGAACCGCCAUUUCAAGCCAACCCCAUUUCUCUCUCCCCUUGUCUCUGUCUCCAUCUCUCUUUCUUCGGAGUUUCAACGCUCUGUUUGGGUAUUUUUUAUAAUUCUUAAAGAGGGUUUCGUACACUCUUUCUCUAACAACACAAAACUCGCUCUAUUAAACUCUACCUUGUUGGCUAUGGCUUCCUUCAUUCCAAUUUCUCAAUCCCAGUCCCUUUUCAGCAAUACCCGUAUCAAAAAACUCCCUCCCCUCUCUCUGCCCACAUCCAAUUUGGGGUCCGAGUUCUUAGCUAAGUGGGGUUCUGUACGGUUUCAGACUCCUCGUGGGAUUACAGGAUUGCCCAUGAAGACCGCCAACGUUGUCGUUUCGGCUACCACGGCUGAGAAGCCAAAGAAGCGGUAUCCGGGUGAGGCAAAAGGGUUUGUGGAGGAGAUGAGGUUUGUGGCCAUGAAGUUGCAUACUAAGGACCAAGCUAAGGAAGGUGAGAAGGAAGUUAAAGAGCCUCAGGAGCGACCCGUGGCUAAGUGGGAACCUACUAUUGAGGGGUAUCUGAGGUUCCUUGUGGAUAGCAAAUUGGUUUAUGAUACUCUUGAGGAGAUCAUUGAGAAGGCGCCUGUUCCUUCUUAUGCCGAAUUCAGAAAUACAGGAUUGGAAAGGUCUGAAAGUUUAGCUAAAGAUUUGGAGUGGUUCAAGGAACAAGGCUAUGUCAUACCAGAACCAUCUGGCCCCGGCAUUGCUUAUUCUGAUUAUCUCAAGGAAUUAUCAGAUAAAGAUCCUCAAGCUUUUGUGUGUCACUUCUACAAUACGUACUUUGCUCAUACUGCAGGUGGUCGAAUGAUAGGGAGAAAGGUGGCUGAAAAGUUAUUAAACAACAAGGAGUUGGAAUUUUACAAAUGGGAUGGUGACCUUUCCCAAUUGUUGCAUAAUGUGAGGGAAAAGCUUAACAAAGUAGCUGAGAGCUGGACAAGAGAAGAGAAGAACCACUGUUUGGAAGAGACUGAGAAGUCCUUUAAGCAUUCAGGGGAUAUUCUUCGUCUAAUAUUGACAUGAUGUGUAAUUUGCUGCUGCUGUUGUAAACUUGUAAUGGCGCAAGCCUAAUGUUUGGAACAUCCCCCUUGCCAUACCAAUGGAGACUUGUGCAUAUUAUAAUGGCUAUAAUUAUGCAACAUAUAAAUAAAAUAUAUAUCACUUUUUUUUCUUCACCAAA